Molecule: messenger RNA, 2388 nt
Organism: Momordica charantia (bitter melon)
Lineage: Eukaryota; Viridiplantae; Streptophyta; Magnoliopsida; Cucurbitales; Cucurbitaceae
Product: phenylalanine ammonia-lyase
Biological process (GO): L-phenylalanine catabolic process
Cellular component (GO): cytoplasm
Molecular function (GO): ammonia-lyase activity
Source: RefSeq, a predicted model, not a curated record
UCAAUCCAAAUCUAAUAUAGUACCUAACACAGAUUCUCAGUUCAACUUUCCCUCUUAUUAACUCUGCAUUUAUUUCUCUGCCUCCUAACAAUGGCACCUGUUCAAUUUCAGCAACUUACUCACCAGAAUGGUUCAGUAGAGAGCUUAUGCAUGAGCCAUUGUGAUGACCCGCUCAAUUGGGGCGUGGCGGCUGAGUCCCUCAAGGGAAGUCAUCUCGAUGAGGUGAAGCGCAUGGUAGAGGAAUACCGGAGGCCUGUGGUGAAGCUGGGAGGAGAGACCCUCACCAUUUCCCAAGUGGCUGCUAUUGCCAGUCGAGAUUCUGAUGUCAUGGUGGAGUUGGCCGAGUCGGCGAGAGCCAGUGUUAAAGCAAGUAGCGAUUGGGUGAUGGAGAGUAUGAGUAAAGGGACGGAUAGUUAUGGUGUUACUACUGGAUUUGGUGCCACGUCUCACCGGAGAACUAAGCAAGGUGGAGCUCUUCAGAAGGAGCUGAUUCGAUUUUUGAAUGCUGGGAUCUUUGGAAGUGGGGCUGAGUCGAGUCAUACUUUGCCUCACACGGCAACGAGGGCCGCCAUGUUAGUAAGGAUUAAUACUCUACUUCAAGGCUACUCGGGCAUUAGAUUUGAGAUUUUGGAAGCUAUAACCAAACUUCUCAAUCACAACAUCACCCCAUGCUUACCACUCCGAGGAACAAUUACUGCUUCUGGAGAUCUAGUUCCUUUGUCAUAUAUAGCUGGACUACUUACAGGUCGUCACAACUCAAAGGCUAUUGGUCCCAAUGGUGAAACCCUUGAUGCAGAGGCUGCUUUUAGACAAGCUGGUAUUCCUUCGGGUUUCUUUGAGUUGCAGCCAAAAGAAGGUCUCGCUCUUGUUAAUGGUACUGCUGUUGGUUCUGGGUUGGCUUCUAUUGUUCUCUUUGAGGCAAAUAUUUUGGCUGUUUUGUCAGAAGUUCUUUCUGCCAUUUUUGCUGAGGUGAUGCAAGGAAAGCCUGAGUUCACCGAUCAUUUGACUCAUAAAUUGAAGCAUCACCCUGGUCAGAUUGAAGCAGCUGCCAUCAUGGAACACAUUUUGGAUGGAAGUUCUUACAUGAAAGCAGCCAAGAAAUUGCAUGAAAUUGAUCCUCUUCAAAAGCCCAAGCAAGACCGUUAUGCUCUUAGAACUUCACCCCAAUGGCUUGGUCCCUUGAUUGAAGUGAUUCGAUUCUCCACAAAGUCUAUCGAACGAGAGAUUAAUUCAGUCAACGACAACCCUUUGAUUGAUGUUUCAAGAAACAAAGCGUUGCAUGGAGGCAACUUCCAAGGUACACCCAUUGGAGUUUCUAUGGACAACACUCGCUUGGCUAUUGCUUCAAUUGGAAAGCUCAUGUUUGCCCAAUUCUCAGAACUUGUCAAUGAUUUCUACAACAACGGUUUGCCUUCUAAUCUUUCUGCAAGUAGAAACCCAAGCUUGGAUUAUGGGUUUAAAGGUACUGAAAUUGCCAUGGCUUCAUAUUGCUCUGAGCUUCAAUAUCUUGCAAAUCCAGUGACAAGUCAUGUCCAGAGUGCUGAGCAACAUAACCAAGAUGUUAACUCUCUUGGUCUAAUUUCUUCAAGGAAAACAGCUGAAGCCAUUGAUAUUCUGAAACUCAUGUCUUCCACGUUUUUGGUUGCUCUUUGUCAAGCAAUCGACUUAAGGCAUUUGGAAGAAAACUUGAAAGACACUGUCAAAAGUACCGUAAGCCAAGUAGCCAAAAAAGUGUUGACUACAUCCUCUAAUGGCACACUUCACCCAUCAAGAUUUUGUGAGAAAGAUCUACUUAAAGUUGUUGACAGAGAAUACACAUUUGCUUACAUCGAUGAUCCAUGCAGUGCUACUUACCCAUUGAUGCAGAAGUUGAGGCAAGUUCUUGUUGAGCAUGCACUUGCAAAUGGUAAUGACGAAAAGAACACAAACACUUCAAUCUUCCAAAAGAUUGCUGCUUUUGAGGAGGAACUAAAGACAAUAUUACCAAAGGAAGUCGAAAAUGCAAGGUUGGCGUAUGAGUAUGGAGACUCUAAGAUUGAAAACCAGAUUAAGGAAUGCAGAUCCUAUCCACUAUACAAAUUUGUGAGAGAAGAAUUGGGAACAAGAUUACUAACUGGAGAAAAGGUGACAUCUCCUGGAGAAGAGUGCGAGAAGGUAUUUACAGCCUUAUGUCAAGGAAAAAUGGUCGACUCUAUCUUAGAAUGCUUGAAAGAGUGGGAUGGUGCUCCAAUUCCUAUUUGCUAGUCCUACGGUUCACCAAGGUGGAUUAUAAGUUUCAACUUAAGGGCUGAAUAUGUACUUUGGCUAUUUUUCAUUCCUUUUCCUAUCUUAAUUUCAUUUUACCAAAAUGAUGAAUUAAUAAAUAACAUUCUGUCACAAAUUCUACCA